AAACUUUAAUAAUACCACAAAUCAGCUUUGCCUUUUCAUUUAGUCCCACUAAAAUUGUCAGUGUGAACUGCAAAAUUCAAUAACAUCAUUGUGUUUUCACUAUCGUCGUCGUUUUUCUUAGGUCUUCUUAAUAAAGUGUUGCGGCUCUCUGCUGCAUCUCAUCAUUUCUCUGUGUUUUCCUUUUCUUUUAGAAUUGUUGAGUAGGGAGGGCAUGAAUAAAAAUAGCAUUGCUCAUAUGAUGUGAAGUGAUGUUGAGUUAAUUAAGAAGCAUCAAAUGGGCACAGAGGAAGCAUCUUCUUCUCUGUCGAUGGGCAUAACUCUCAAGGAAGGAGAGCGGAUAUUAGCACCAACAAGGAGGCCUGAUGGCACUUUUAGAAAGCCUAUCCGAAUCAGAGCUGGUUAUGUCCCUCAGGAGGAAGUUGCCAUUUAUCAGUCGAAAGGCGCCCUGUUGAGAAAAUCAAUGCCUGAAGUCCCUCCUGGGUACGACCCAGUAGCAGAUACCAAACACAAAACAAAGUCUGCUAAGAGGAAUGAGCGAAAGAAGGAGAAGAAGCAUCAGGCUAGUAUUGCCACAUCAGCAUCUGAGAAGGGCAAAACAUCUGAGAGUACAGUUAAUGGACAGACAGCAGCAGCUGAAAAUAGGGCACAUAAAGAUCAAGAUAUACAGGGUGUAGUCCAGCAAAUGGGCUCAUUAACUGUCUCCACAGAGGUUUCUGUUACUGCUCCAUCAGAGCAAACACAUCUCGAAAACAUAGAACUGGAUAAACGAAUUCGAGCAUUGAAGAAGAAGAUUCGACUGACUGUGUCACAGCAGGCGUCUUUAGCUGGAAAAGAGACAUUAAAUCCUGAGCAAAGAGAAAAGCUAACUAAGUUGGAUACAUGGCAAAAAGAGUUGAUGGAUCUGGAGGAGAAAAGAAUGCUGUUGGAUUCAUAAGGAUUGAAUUUAUUUAAUAAUGUACAUUAGUACAAACUUGUUAUGUGUCUGAUUCCUAAAGUGUUAUAAGUUAAUGACACUAUCUUGAGUUUGAAUUUCAUAACUUGGUGCAGACACAAAAUGCAGUGCUUUAUUCAACAAGUUCUAGCUUGACCUCUAACUAGAAUGAAUUAACAAAGGAAUUUGAAGGUUGCAGCAAUCCUUGGUGUCUUGAGCAUCUUUUUCUCCUACUUGUGUUUCCUGUCAAUGUCUUGUUCGAAGUGCAAACAGUUUGUAUGAGUGAUGUUUAUUAUACAAUAUCUAACAGAGAAAAUGAAACUGACUUAAUAGAUGAGAAACCAUUUACUUGUAAACUAAAUUAAA
This is a messenger RNA of Cryptomeria japonica (Japanese cedar), 1297 nucleotides long. Its product is annotated as partner of Y14 and mago. Lineage: Eukaryota; Viridiplantae; Streptophyta; Pinopsida; Cupressales; Cupressaceae. The record is from RefSeq and is a predicted model, not a curated record. The transcript is spliced from 4 exons. Bases 275 to 934 code for a protein of 219 amino acids. Gene Ontology annotation, biological process: exon-exon junction complex disassembly. Gene Ontology annotation, molecular function: RNA binding. Gene Ontology annotation, cellular component: exon-exon junction complex; cytoplasm.